Molecule: messenger RNA, 8358 nt
Organism: Micropterus dolomieu (smallmouth bass)
Lineage: Eukaryota; Metazoa; Chordata; Actinopteri; Centrarchiformes; Centrarchidae
Product: polycystic kidney disease protein 1-like 2
Exons: 42
Coding region: 461-8041 (2526 amino acids)
Biological process (GO): detection of mechanical stimulus
Cellular component (GO): membrane
Molecular function (GO): protein binding; calcium ion binding; calcium channel activity
Source: RefSeq, a predicted model, not a curated record
ACGCAACUCAUCCACGAUGCAACUUAAGUCCAUCAAUAAAGUGUGGUAUCUUCAGAGGCGCUUGGAAAUAAUGUCUUGUCAAAGUUGCUUUGCAGACAGCGGUGGCUGUUAGCUUAGUUAUUGAUGCUUUGAUGAAUUGGAGGAAAACCAGAUGGAUGAAUUGUUUAACAAAGGCACAUUACAGAAGCCGGGGAGCCAGACCAUACUAGGCAUUAAAACAUUUUAGCUAAAACUUUUAAGUUUUUCCACCACUUGUCAAAAUUCCCGAAAACACAUUACGACGCCAUUGUUUUUUUAACUUACCACUAACGUUAGUAGGAGGAAGACAUCAAGCUAACAGACGCAUAACGUUAGCCCGGACAUAACGUUAUUAUGAUUUUUUUUAAAUUGUUGUGGCUUAUAUGGUAACAACAGUUGCCUACUUGCACACCCAGCUGAAGGAGAGUAACAUUAUCAUCCCAUGAAGUUCCUACACCUUGAACCCUUGGUGACCACCAUGCCUGAUUGGGGAGGAAGUAGCUGGACUUGCUGUGCUGAGGAGGAUACAGAGGCUCUCCCCUGCCCAGAAUACCAGGAGGGUUUUGAUGGCUCUUGCUAUGAGUUUGUGGGUCUGCAGCGAUCCUUCCUCAGUGCUCAGGGAUGGUGUGAGCAAGGCGGAGGACACCUAGCCUUCAUCCUGAAUGAUGAAAUACAGCAGUUCCUUCAAAAGCACCUGGAGCCGGGGAGGGACUGGUGGAUCGGGCUGGCACCUGCAGCUCCAAACCUCACGCUCGACUCUGCUGCUAUCGAUGGUUCCUUAGCAUGGCUGGAUGGCUCAGAUGUCAGCUAUAGUAACUGGGUGAACAUGCCAGAUGCAGAAGCAGCCUGUGGACAUAUCCUGAAACAUUCAGGCUUCCAGUGGGAAGCUGCAUGGAACUGUAGCCAGGAGCUCAACUUCAUUUGCCAGUUUGAUUCUGGGAGAUCUAUUGCAUGUGACGGCCAAAAUGCAACACUGCAAUGUGGUUCUGGUCAAGUUUUAGAUAUAGACGACAGCUUCUAUGGUCGAAAAACAAUUCACUACUGCCGAUCCAAACUUACAGCCUCGCCCACAUCCUCCCAGGAGGAGUGCAGCUGGAUAGAUGUUAUAGAUUCUGUAACAGCCCAGUGCCAUGGACAGCAGGCUUGCCAGGCUCCAGCGGAUCUCAGCUCUUUUGGUGAACCAUGUCCUGUGCUGGGGAGUUACCUGUCUGUAGAGUACCGCUGUAAACAAGGACUCUACUUGUUGAUGAGCAAGCUGGCGGCCGUCUUUGAUAAUGUCACCAUCACGGUGAAGUGGCUCCUUCAUCCUUUUCAGGGAAACCUCACAUGCACACUGAAUGCUGGGGAUGGCCACACUGCUGAGCCAUACAGCCCAGUAGAGAUGGAGAGCACUGUGAUGCACAGAUUCCUCCGUCCUGGUGUUUUCAUGGUUCGAGUGGAGUGCACCACCAGUGACUGGCAUGUUACUGCUCAGAAAGCCAUAAACAUUCAGGAGCCUGUUGGAAAGUUUGGUGUCUUUAAGUGCUAUAGCGGGAACAUGUCAACAGAUGGCACUAAAUGCAAUGCACUUCAUGGUAGGCCUGUUCAGAUCCAGGUGAUGGUAGAGGCAGGUACAAAUGUUUCCUACUCAAUUCAACACGAAGACCACUUCAUUGCAAACUCGUCAGUGGACAGAGGGAUCACCCCCCACAACAUUACACUGAGUGUAAGUGUGGUGGAGAAGCUUGAACAUGGCUGCCACCCCCUGACUCUAACUGCCUCUAACAGGGUCACAGCUCGCACAGUGUCAACUGAUCUGGAGCUGUGUCUGUUGGAGCCCGUUGAAGGCCUGCAGGCCUCUGUGAUAGCAGAGGACAAGUGUCCAGACUCUAAAGAUCUCAUCAUUGGUGUAUCGUUAGAGCGAGGAGCCCCUGUGGAGCUGCUCUUCACUCUGACUGGAGCUGGGGACACUCUCUCCGAGACCAGAGACAUGCUCAAUGGCAGCUUACAAGCUUAUACAUUCUCCAGCCCACUCGAAGGAUUGUUGAAGGUGAAGGUACGAGCCAUGAAUGCCUUCUUUGCUUCUGAUGCGGAUGUGGACUUAGAGAACAUACUUCAGGCUUGCCAGAAUUACUCUGACCAUUCACCAAAUGAACAUGGGAACACAACAGGUAAUAUGAGUGUCUACGACUCUAGUGGCUUCAAAAUAAUUGCUACUCCAGACACUGUGGUGGACUACACUCAGAGUGUCACACUGAGCGUGACUGGAACUGAAUCAUUACCGAGCAAAGGACUCACAUUUGAAUGGAAGUGUAAAGGAAACUGCAAAUGCACAAACACAACAAUGGACAAAAUUUAUGUUAUCCCAAAAGACUGCCUUCCAGAUCCCUUUGAUAAUUUCAGCUACGCUUUAACUGUGAGGAGAACGACCUGGUUCAGGAAAUGGGUCAACCUUGCUUCAACUUCAAAGUGCAUCACUGUUGCUCCAAAGGAAUUCACAGAUGUCACCAUCAGUUGUGAUGAUUGCGCUUCAAUAAAUGUGAACGACCACAUUAAGCUAAGACUGAUCUGUGUGACAACUUGCCCAGAGGUAGUUUGGUAUAUUGGGGAGUCCAGACCUUUGACAGGUGACCUCGAAAAAUGUUUCUCUGAAGCAGGAAGAAGGCCACCUUUCGAGAGGCAGGAUGGCAACACUGAAUAUAUUGUACAUAGCAAACAUCUGAAAGUUUCAAGGGACACAUUGCACAACUUCAGUGUGAUUGCUUAUGGCAAGAAGGAGGCAGGUUUUGCCAAGUACACGUUUCCAAUACCAGGUCCUGAAUCAGCCGAACCAACUGUAAACUCAGCAGUGACAUCUGAAGCCCCUGCAGACCCCAGACCCCCCUCUUGUAGCAUCUCUCCGCUUUCAGGAACAGUUCUUGAUGCUUUUGACAUUACCUGCAAACCAAGCUCUUUCUGCUCUACGGGCUGUUUUUAUUGCUUCAAGACGGACACAGGCAAACAUCUGCGCUGCAGUAAUGCACAUGAGGUGAAAUCUGUCUUCCUGCCGCUCGGAGAUAAGAACAAUAAUUACAGUUUGUCUGUUGUGGUGACUGUGAAAAAUGAAUAUGAGAAAGCCACUACAACUGUUUCCACUCAGGUGCAGAAAAGCAGCUCCAGUACCUCUGUGGGGGCUCUGCAAUCUGCAGUGAAGGACACUGUGAGUCAGUUAGAGCAGCAAGGCCUGCUCUCCGGUGAGGCACUGGGACAAAUAUUUACUUCAAUUUCUGAUAUGUUGAAUACAGCGGCGGGCCAGGAUCAGAACAAUGCGAGGAGGAAGCUCAGAGAGCAAAUGUUGACCAAAAUGACCACAGUUCUGCUGGACUCACCCAGCAACACAACUCAGGAAGUGCAAGUGACAGCCAGAGCUGUGGCUGGACUCACCCAGCGCCCAGAGGAGCUCAGUCCCGCUGCUCAAGAAGAAGCGGGCUCACUGUUGGUAGACCUAAGCUCCUCCCUCAACACUAUCAGUGUUAAUCAGGACGGUGGGGAUGAUGGAGAAGUUGUGCAAGCAGCUACAACAAUAGUUGAAGCAGCCAGUAAUGUUUUGAAUGUUUCUUCAAAUAAAAAGGUCUCAGAUUUUCUUCUUACUGGGAUAAACAAUGUUCAAAGUGCUUUGCUGAAUAAUAAAAAACUGAAUGGAGACCCUUCCAUCAUUGAUUCUGGUCAGAUCAGUGUGUACGUCAACAGAGUGUCUCCUGAAAAGAUGAAAAUUCAGGAUAUAAAUGUCCAGAAGAGCAGCUCCUCCAGAUUUUCGUUCCCCUCACUGCCUGCUCAUAUUGUCGCUCCAGAGGAGCCAAUGGAUGUCAGAAUGAUGAGUUUUGAGACAAAUCCGUUUUCUUGGGAGGAGGAAAACAUCACAGGAACUGUAGGAUCCGUGUCUCUCACCAGAGUGAACGGCACUGUCAUUCCUGUAGAGAACUUACCUGACGAGAUAGAGAUUCUCUUACCGAGGCUUGACGUUGGAGAGAACCACAGCACAGUCCUGGACCUUGCCAGUUUCAGCACAUUAAUAAUUGAUGUUCCCUCACCGGAUGUAACACUGGUGCUGAAAAUGGAGCCCUCUGAAGACAUUUCCUUCAUGCUAUUCCUGGGAAGUAAAGAUUAUCCAAAUGAGCAUAAUUAUAUAGCCAAGACUCAGAUCCCUCUAGAGAAUUCCAAAGAAGAAGAAAAAUAUACCUGGGUGCUGAGUCCCGAAGACAGAACAGGAGAUGUUGGAGUGCACUACCUUGUUAUGAAGCCCAUUGUAGAGCCAGGCGUCAGAUCCGUCAAUGCCACUGUCACUGUCAUUUCCAUCGCUGCCCAGUGCAAAUACUGGAAUGAAACUAAGUCUUCUUGGAGUGAAGAUGGAUGCAGGGUAGGUCCGCUCACCACGCCUUUGGUCACUCAGUGCCUCUGUAACCACUUAACUUUCUUUGGCAGCUCUUUCUUUGUCAUGCCAAACUUGGUGGAUGUGUCGCGCACUGCAGAACUUUUUGCUACAUUCACCAACAAUCCUGUGGUGGUGUGUUUUGUGGGAGCCAUUUUCACUGCUUAUCUCCUGGUGGUUAUAUGGGCACGCAGGAAAGACAUCCACGACUCAGCCAAGGUGAAGAUAACAGUGCUUGAGGAUAAUGAUCCCUUGGCUGAGUAUCGUUAUAUGCUGAAUUUCAGCACAGGGCAUCGGCAUGGUGCCUCCACCUCCUCUCAGGUGACGAUAAUUCUGCUGGGUACCGAGGGAGAGAGUGAGCCCCACCACCUGACAGACCCUGAUAAGCCAGUGUUUGAGAGAGGUGGGGUGGACAUGUUUCUGCUGACCACACACUUUUCCCUUGGAGAUCUAAAGAGCAUCAGGCUGUGGCACGACAACUCAGGAGCUCACCCUGCAUGGUAUGUCAACAAAGUAAUGGUGCAGGAUCUGGAGAGUGGUCAGAAAUGGCACUUCCUGUGUAACUCCUGGCUAGCUGUAGAUGUGGGAGACUGCACUCUUGACAAGGUCUUCCCGGUUGCCACAGAGAUGGAUUUGAAGAGGUUUAGUAACCUGUUCUUCAUGAAGACAGCCAAGGAUUUCCGUGACGGCCACAUCUGGUUCUCUGUCAUUAGCCGGCCUCCCUCCAGCACUUUCACAUGUGUGCAGCGAGUGUCCUGCUGUUUUUCCCUGCUGCUGUGCACCAUGCUGACCAGCAUCAUGUUUUGGGGCAUCCCCACCGACCCCUCUGAGCAGACCAUGGACCUGGGUCACAUCGAGUUCACCUGGCAGCAAGUCAUGAUCGGAGUUCAAAGUUCAAUCAUCAUGUUCCCCAUUAAUCUCCUUAUUGUGAGCAUCUUCAGAAACACUCGUCCUCGAGAGAAGGCCGCCAACACGGACACAUCCAUACAUGGGAAGACUGGUCGAGUUUCUCCCUCACAGACUUCCUCCCCUCAGAAAGAGAUGAAGGACAUCACACCAGACACUGUGAUCAAGGACAUAAAGAGAAUUGCUCAGUCACUCUCAAAGGCCAUGAAGAGUCCGCUGCCUGACCUGGAGCUCCGGCCCGGUCAGCAGGCGGACAUCAACACUCUGCUGUCUCUGGUGGAGGACAUCAUAAGACAGCAGAACCGAGGGGCAGGAGACUUUUACACUGAGGCCUCCAAGAAGGAUCGCUCUAUGAUCCUCAGCUUACGUGCAGUUGAUCUACAAGAAAACAGUGUGUGGGGGAGCCCUGAGAGGACUUCAGUAGAAGGUCAGAAGAAGAGCAACAACAGCAGGUACCUGUACAGGCAGCUGCGUCAUGUUGAGAAGGAACUGGAUUUGUUGGGACCUUCUCAGUUUCCAAAGCCAGAUAGCUACAACCGAGCCAUGCAGCAAGUUCAGGGAAUGAAGGGUCUCCUGGACUUCCACCUACCCUCAUCUAGCCUGGAAAAAGAGCAGCUCGACAGCAGCCCAAGUCCAGAAGAGAGCAUCAAUGGAGACUCCACCAAGAAGUGCUGUCAAGGAGGUUUGCCAUGGUGGUUUGUGUUUGUUGGCUGGAUACUGGUGAUUGCAACAAGUGGUGUGUCGGGAUACUUCACCAUGAUGUAUGGGCUGACGUACGGGAAAGGGCGCUCUAUAAGCUGGCUUAUCUCCAUGGUGGUCUCCUUCUUUGAGAGUCUUUUUAUUACUCAACCUCUGAAGGUUCUUGGUUUUGCUGCAUUCUUUGCACUUGUUCUGAAGAAAGUUGACCAGGAGGAGUACGGAGAGCCUCAGAUAGAUGAGAGUCUGAGAAACACAGGUAUGUUUUUUCCAACAUUUCUUCUUGCAUUGUUUUGUAUGAAAAACAAAAUGCAUCAGUACAAUAUUCGUCUCUCAGAUGAUCCUGAUGUGGUGCGUGCAGCAAGAAGAGACAGCACAUGCAGUUUCUAUCAGCCACCACCUCCCACUGACAUCGAGAGGAUGAGGAACAACAUAAUUAAAGAGCAGAAAGUCUUUGCCCUCAUAAGGGAGAUUCUCACCUACAUGGGAUUUAUGUGGAUGUUGCUCCUGGUGGCGUAUGGUCAGAGGGACCCCAACGCUUACUUUCUGACCAAACACAUUCGACAGAGCUUCAGCAGAGGGAUCUCAGACAGUAUGAGUAUUCAGGAUGUGUUCAACUGGGCAAACACAACUCUGCUGAGCAGCUUGUUUGGAGAGCACCCAGGAUUCAUCACAGAUGGAAACUCCAAGCUGGUGGGUAACGCUCGUCUUCGUCAGGUGAGGGUGCAUAAAAACUCCUGCCAUGUGGCUACCUCCAUGCAGCAGUCUGAGCUUGACUGCCACGCUCCGUACUCAUGGGAGCUGGAGGACAUGGGCUCCUACGGUCCAAGCUGGAGCCACUCUGUGGUUGAUAACUCCUCAUUGAACAGUCACACACCAUGGAUGUAUCAGUCCCAGGGUAAACUGAGGGCCUACCCUAUCUGGGGUAGUGUGAUGCUCUACAGAGGAGGAGGGUUUGUGGUAGAUCUGGGGCCAGAUUUACAAAAUUCCAGCAGAACCCUUCAGUACCUUUAUGACAACACCUGGUUUGACGUGUACACCCAAGCAGCCUUUGUCGAGUUCACCGUGUACAAUGCCAACGUUAACCUCUUCUGCAUCGUCACACUCAUGCUGGAGACCACAGCCAUCGGAGCUUUCCAGUUCCGCAGUGAGCUUCAGAGUGUGCGUCUUUACCAGUCGACCGGCGGCCUUCACAUCUUCGUCAUGGCUUCUGAAGCCAUCUACUUCCUCUUCAUCAUCUAUUACAUGUUUGUCCAGGGAAAGCUGAUGAAGCAGCAGAGGUGGGCUUACCUCAAGAGUAAGUGGAAUCUACUCGAGCUGGCGAUUAUUAUUCUUAGCUGGAGCGCAUUGUCUGUCUUCAUCAAGAGGACUUUACUGGGUUCGCGGGACAUGGAGUACUACCAUAACAACAAAGACCAAUACGCCAGUUUCCAUGAGACAGCCAAGGCUGAUGCAGUGCUGGGGUAUCUGAUUGCAUUCCUGGUGCUGUUGGCUACAGUCAAAAUGUGGCACCUGCUGAGACUGAACCCAAAGCUGCACAUGAUCACAGCCACGCUGCAGCGAGCCUGGACUGAUAUUUCAGGCUUCCUGGUGGUCAUAACCAUCAUGUUCCUGGCCUAUUCCAUUGCUUCUAACCUGAUGUAUGGGUGGAAGCUAUACUCCUAUCGGACUCUGCUGGACGCUGCACAGACCAUGGUCAGCCUGCAGCUUGGCAUUUUUAACUACGAUGAGGUUCUGAAUUACAAUCCAGUGCUUGGGGCUUUCCUUAUCGGCUCCUCCAUUGUGUUCAUGACCUUUGUGGUGCUGAACCUCUUCAUCUCUGUCAUUCUGGUGGCAUUCAGUCAAGAGCAGAUACAUCACCAGCCGUCUGAAGAGGAUGAGAUUGUGGACCUGAUGCUGAUGAAACUCUGCAGUUUAUUUGGACUCAAAUAUAAGAAUCAAGGGGGUGACUGCCUGGCUGAGAGGCCAGCUGUCACAUCUGCUUCAAAUAAUGGACUGCAGACAAUUUCUUCUGGGAACAUUUGUGAGGGUUGAAAUGCUCCUCUACUGCCAAGCAGAAGUUAAACAUUAAACAACCCACAGAAUGGUUUGCUUCAGUUUUUGUUUGCCAUAGCUUGCUUCAUUUAUUCAAACCAACAUGUUGUCGCUUUGUGACUGAAUAUUAGCCCUUGCAAGUCUAUAAAUUAUUAGCAUUUCUCUAUAGUGCUGCAGAUCUGUAACUAAUGUAGGAGAAGUUAAAACACUGACAGGGAAAGUAGGAGCUGAGGAUAAUCCUUGUUAUGCACUGAGUAACUGUAUUUAGGCUGCAGUAUAUUUUCUUAAACAAAUACAUGUUUGUUUAUGUGACUAAA